Molecule: messenger RNA, 1589 nt
Organism: Paramormyrops kingsleyae
Lineage: Eukaryota; Metazoa; Chordata; Actinopteri; Osteoglossiformes; Mormyridae
Source: RefSeq, a predicted model, not a curated record
AGAGAGAGAGUGAUUUCCUGACAAAAUGCAAAAUGAUCAGUUAUGGAGUUUGUAAUCCAUGACAACUUAUGAUUGUAAUCAGACUCCUGAUUAUAAGACUUGCAGUGUAGUGUGAACAGUAUAGCGAUCCGAUGACUUUAAAAGUUUUAUAGUGUGAGCAAGGCAUUAGAUAAAAAGAUAAAAAUCAGAUGCAGGGAUGAACUGUAUCCGGUCUUCAAAGGCUUUAUAGAAAUGCUGACACCUUUGAGACUGUUUGGCUGUUUGCUCUGACCUCUCCUGAGGUCUGUCCCCUUGUCUGCAUUUACAGCCUUCUCUCCGGGUUAUCUGCUUUAUGUGAAUGUGACGUCACCCAAGACUCUGCUGAGGAUCCCCUUUCCUGAGGCUGCCGUGUGGUACCUCACACUCCAAAUGCUCUGCCCUGGAAAUUUUAGCGAGUGUGGCAAUGCCACGAGCACGGUGAUGGUGUCGACGUACCUGAGCGCGUGUAUCGACGACUGCGGGACCUACGGCGAGUGCAGGCUGCUGCGCUCUUACAGCUACCUCUACGCUUCCUGCGUCUGUAAAGCCGGUUGGCGUGGCUGGGGCUGCACAGACGACCGCACCGCGCAGACCUACGCACACCAGUUGACCGCCGCUCUGCUGCUCACCCUCAGCAACCUGCUGUUUGUUCCCCCCAUCGUAGUGGCUGUGUACCGCUGCUACAUUGUGGAAGCCUCCGUGUAUCUCUUUACCAUGUUCUUCUCCACGUUUUACCACGCAUGUGACCAGCCAGGCAUGACUGUGCUAUGCAUCAUGGAUUACGACACACUGCAGUACUGUGACUUCCUGGGCUCGGUCUCCUCCAUCUGGGUCACCAUCCUUUGCAUGUCUAGGAUCAAGGACACAUAUAAAUAUACGCUCUUCAUGCUGGGCACCUUGCUCAUUGCCAUGUCGAUGCAGCUGGAUCGCAGGGGUCUGUGGAACAUGCUCGGCCCCAUUCUUUGUGCUCUGCUGGCGAUGGUAUCUGCCUGGAUCUACCGAGGAGUGAAGCGCAGGCAGUGCUACCCGACCACCUGGAAGCGCUGGGUUUUCUAUUUGCUCCCUGGCAUAGCCACUGCCAUCGUCGGCCUGUCCGUAUACAUCUUCACGGAGACGGAUGAGAACUACUACUACACACACAGCAUCUGGCACGUCAUGGUGGCCAGCAGUGUGGUGUUCCUCUUGCCGCCCCGCGAACGCCACGAGGAGCCGUGGGGCUGGUCGCAGAAGUUCUGUGGCUACCAGAUCUGCAAGAGUGAGAGGGAGGAGCUCUACACGGUCACAUGAUGGGUGCUGUCCACCACCUCACCCAACACUUGUGAGUCCCUGUAAAUAUCCUAAGGCCUAGUGUCCACCAGGACUGAGGGUUCAAUUUCUUAUGCAUCUAUGCUUUUACAGGAUAUUCUUCAGAAAAUGUUGUGGUUUGAAGUGCAUUUUGCACCAAUUAACUAUUACUAGUCUAUUUCUAGUUAGACUCAGAUGUUAUGUUGAACCAGUUAUGUUUCUGGAAUUACAACUUGUUUUGGAAGUGUUUAAACAUAAGAUGUCUAAACAGAAAAAUCUUAAAAUAU